UGUCCUCUGAUGGGCUCGACUUUCAUGGACAGUUUUUGUCUUCCUUGUGGUCUUUGGUGAACCAGUGAGUCCUGGCAACGCAUCCGCACUGUGAACUCCGCCAAUUACGCACGAGAACCUGUCCGCACUUCCCCAGAAGUGAGUGGCUUACUGCAUCUGAGCGCGGGUGCUCUCAUGCACAGAAAAAAAAGAAGUUAAGGAGAAUCUUUUGAAAGGCGACUACAAUCACACUGUACUCGUUUUGUUGGAUUCGGACCGUGCGCGCUUUAAAUGUCACCGGCUGUUUUGUGGCUGAAGCGGCAGCGCAUCAUGUGCAGCCCGUCUUUUGGAAAUCAACAAUUCCAACUACUAAACUCUUUAUUCUAUUAGCCAAACGUUGACUUAGUGUGGUUUCUUUGCGCUUCACAAGAUUCCAGCAAGCGGCACAGCGCUGGAGCUGGUGUGUGACAUCCAGACAACUGAGGAGGAGGAGGAGGAGUUGGAAGAAAGGAGGUUUCCAGCUGCACGACAGCUUUUUUCUCCUCACACAAGGCGCUUCUUCUCCAGAGGACAGGCUGAAAAAAAGUUUGUCCAGGGAAGUAGAAAGGAGAGAUGACAACCAUCACUCUUCUCCUGCUCUUCUUUGUCUCUCUCACAAGCAGCAGUGCAGAGAACGCAGAGGAGCGUCUGGUGAACUACCUGUUGGGUCCAGAGCGCUACAAUAAACUGAUCAGACCAGCUGUCAACAAGAGUCAGCAGGUCACCAUCUCCGUACAGCUGACUCUGUCUCAGCUUAUCAAUGUAAACGAAAGGGAGCAGAUAAUGACAACCAACGUAUGGCUGUUUCAGGAGUGGAAUGACUACAGGCUGAGGUGGGACCCGGACAAAUAUGAGGGAAUCAAGAAACUGCGAAUUCCUUCCAAACAUCUUUGGCUUCCUGACAUCGUGCUUUACAACAAUGCCGAUGGUGUCUACGAGGUUUCUGUCUACUGCAACGCUGUAGUUUCCAACACGGGAGACAUUUUUUGGCUGCCCCCUGCAAUCUACAAGUCGGCCUGUGCCAUCGAGGUGCAGAACUUCCCCUUCGACCAACAGAACUGCACUCUCAAGUUCCGCUCCUGGACGUACGACCACACAGAGGUGGACCUGAUCCUCAUCAGUGACUUUGCCAGUCGUGACGAUUUCACGCCCAGCGGAGAGUGGGACAUCGUGUCACUGCCGGGACGCAAAAACGAGGACCCCAACGACAUCACCUACCUGGAUAUCACCUAUGACUUUGUGAUCAAGAGGAAGCCACUUUUUUACACCAUCAAUCUGAUCAUCCCGUGUGUGCUGAUCACGUCGUUGGCUAUCCUGGUCUUCUACCUGCCGUCGGACUGUGGGCAGAAGAUGACGCUGACGAUCUCAGUGCUGCUGGCCCUCACUGUGUUCCUGCUGCUGAUAUCAAAGAUAGUGCCACCCACCUCUCUGGCAGUGCCUCUUAUUGGUAAAUACCUGAUGUUCACCAUGGUGCUGGUGACUUUCUCCAUCGUUUGCACCGUCUGCGUCCUAAACGUGCACCACCGCUCGCCGUCCACCCACCACAUGCCUGACUGGGUCAAACACCUCUUCCUGCUCCAACUGCCCUCCUUCCUCCUCAUGAGGCGCCCAGGCUCCAGUGUCCGUGAUAAACUACGCCGGAGGUUCGCCACCUGGAGUUCCGUCGAGAAAAGCGCUUCACAGAGCUGCACGGACAAGAAGCUGUACUCCAACAUCCGACUGGGUGGGAUCCGGACAGACAGCCACUCUCUCUACAUGAACGAGGACUUGGCCCACAGGUUUUGCUGGAGGGGGGACGACAAUCCUGAUGGCGGUAGCAGGUUUUCAGAAUUGCAAAGUCCUUUGGCUGGUCAGUGGGAUGCAGAUCUGGAGGAAGCAGUGGAUGGAGUGAAGUACAUCGCUGAGCAUAUGAAGACGGAGGACGGUGAUGAAGGGAUCAUAGAAGACUGGAAGUAUGUGGCCAUGGUGAUAGACCGUCUCUUCCUGUGCAUCUUCAUCCUGGUGUGUGUGGUGGGAACACUGGGCCUCUUCAUGCAGCCGCUGUUCCAGACCUAUAACACACCCAUGGCCGAUGGCGCUGAGAAUAGAGAUUUCUAAGGUUUUUGACACAUGAAAGAGAGAACAGCUGAGUAAACAUCUGGAACAGGAACCUUUAACUAAGAACCUACACCGGGUCGAGCUCUGAUCCGUCUCUGCUGGUUCUGUUUACAGCAGUAUUUUAACUCCAUGGUUUCUCAUCUGGACUAUGCACCCAUUGGAAAUCUGCUAUCACCACAGGUAUGACAAUCCUGAGAUACUUUUUUUCUUACAUUAACCUCUAUCCUGAUGACCUUAUGGGUCACAGAGUAUUUUGGUGUAUGUUCGUCAGUGUUCAGAGUAAACUGCAAAGCGGUUAAAACUACUUGUUAUUUCAUAUCCCGACCUCAAUGCCUUUCGUUUUCAAUACCGUUCAUGUUUAGUGUUAAAGUUUUAUACGACAUUCUACCAGCAGUUUGUGUGGGUGCAGCUCAGUGGACCAUAGUUUCCUCUUCUGUGCACCUCACAAAGCAAGUUUCACAACAAAAGCAAAACAAAAGCAAAGAUACUUUGUCAUCUCCACACAGCCUCUCUCUUUUCGUUCGGUCUUUUACCUCGUUCUGCUUCAGAGCAUUGUUCAUUUCCACCUUUUAUCUACCAAGCAGCACUGUAUCCAUUAAUGUACUGUCUUGUUAAAAAAAAAAACGUGUCUUGUUUCUCACUUUCAUUGUUUUUCUUACUUUGUACCAUUAUGAAAAAUGAAGUGUGUCAGAAAAACCCAAUACUGCCUAAUGAAAUCUUGUGUGAAAAAUGAAAAAAAGUACUUAAAGAUGAAUGGAAAUAUCUGUGCCAGACAGAUUCCUUCUAAUAAAUGUUCACGUGAACAGGAAAGCACCCCCCACCCUCCCACAAACACACACACACACACACAGGCAUAAACAUACAUAUACACACACUUCACACUGACUUUACUCUAAUACAACAUGUUGAAUAAAAGCUGUGAUUUUA
Molecule: messenger RNA, 3042 nt
Organism: Solea senegalensis (Senegalese sole)
Lineage: Eukaryota; Metazoa; Chordata; Actinopteri; Pleuronectiformes; Soleidae
Product: neuronal acetylcholine receptor subunit beta-2-like
Exons: 8
Coding region: 592-2115 (507 amino acids)
Biological process (GO): regulation of membrane potential; monoatomic ion transmembrane transport; chemical synaptic transmission
Cellular component (GO): neuron projection; synapse; postsynaptic membrane
Molecular function (GO): acetylcholine-gated monoatomic cation-selective channel activity; transmembrane signaling receptor activity
Source: RefSeq, a predicted model, not a curated record